Messenger RNA from Monascus purpureus, 231 nucleotides. The record is from the annotation of a GenBank genome assembly. NCBI's taxonomy places the organism in Eukaryota, Fungi, Ascomycota, Eurotiomycetes, Eurotiales, Aspergillaceae.
AUGUCGUCCCCUCAGUUCUGGUCGACUCCCCUCCGCUACCUCCGCUGGGCGUCUCGCGAGAAGCCUGCCAUCUUCUACUCCAUCAUCAUCGGUUCUAUGGGUCCCGUCUCGCUUGCAGUUCUGCCUCCGGUCAGACGGUAUUUCGGCGAUGUUGACCCAGAGCCGAUUCCAUUGACAUAUCCCAUUCCGAAGGGCCCGCGAGUAAUCCCUCAAGGCUUCGAUGACGAAUAA